Messenger RNA from Malassezia sympodialis ATCC 42132, 2736 nucleotides. RefSeq lists its product as uncharacterized. NCBI's taxonomy places the organism in Eukaryota, Fungi, Basidiomycota, Malasseziomycetes, Malasseziales, Malasseziaceae. The record is from RefSeq and is a predicted model, not a curated record. Bases 1 to 2736 code for a protein of 911 amino acids. The transcript has 2 exons. Gene Ontology annotation, molecular function: lyase activity.
AUGUCAAACCAAUACGACACCCAGGAUACGGGUUAUGCUGCAUUGGGUGCACCUUAUUUAAACCAGAAUGGCCACAAUGAUUCUACAGCUCAGGGAUACUAUGGAAACAACAUGGGAUAUGAGCAUGAUAACCAGAGCACUCAGCACCUGAUGGCUGGUCAACAAGGCUAUGAUGGCCAAUAUAUGGCACAGGACCGAAGUCAUUAUGCUUCGAGCAAUCAGAACAAUUAUGCGUAUGGCGCACAAAACGCGGCCUACCCUGCCGCAGGAGCUGCCGCUCCCACUGGUACUGAGAAUGAUGCCUUGACUAGAUACCAUGAUGCCACCAGUGACAAAGAUGGAGCCUUGGGCACCAGCCGCCCCAAAUCUCGCAAGUGGCUUUGGUGGCUUAUUGCUGCUAUCGUUCUUAUUUGUGUCAUUUUAGCUGCUGUUCUUGGUGGUGUGCUUGGAUCCCGUUCGUCCAAUGAUGAUGACAAUGACAAUACAAGUGCGCCUAAUAGCUCGGUCGGGACUGGUAACCCACAAAACAAUGUUGCCAGUGCUUGGCCCAGGAAUGUCGUGGAUGCUGCUUCAAAGGCUGCUUCGAACGGUAAAACUGACAAGCUUGCCUUCACUGGCACAGACUUUGACGCCAACACUGCGAAGCCAAGCAAGGGUAGCCAAGUUGGUUCAUGUGGAAAUGACCCAUGGAAGGCAACAAACAAUCUCAACAAUGGUCGCCCUGGCCACCCUCGUCUUAUUGCUCCUCAGUAUCAAUGGGAUUGCCUGCAAAGCAAGAUCGAGAAUGAUGCUUACCUGACCGUUUGGAACUACACUAUCUUCCAAAAUGCUACCAAAUGGCUAGACGAGGAUCCCGUCACGUACGACGUUGAUGGUGGUCUCACACUCUCCGGCAUUCUUGAUGUGUCCCGCAUCGUGCAACAGCGUCUUAAGGCCUGGGCGUAUGCAUGGCGCCUAACCAAGGAUACUAAGUACCGGGAUCGGGCUUAUAAGGAAUUGAGUGUGGCUGCUGGAAACACCUCGCAGCCUUUUGGUGACGGUGCGACUCGCUGGAACCCUCCGCACUUUUUGGAUACGGCUGAGAUGAUCGCUGCAUACGCAUUUGCGUACGAUUGGAUGUAUGAUGCGUGGGACGAUCAACAAAAGUCGUACAUUGUCGAUUGGAUUGUCACUUUCGGAUUACAGCAAGGUCUCGACAUGUACAACAACGGCUCGGCAUGGUGGUCGCAACCACAGAGUGGAAAUGGCAACUGGAACUGUGUAUGCAAUGGAGGUCUUGUCUUUGGUGCUUUGGCUAUCCAAAAUGAUGUUCAAGGAGCCGCUAAGGAUACGACAAACUCGAUUCUCCAAAAAGCGCUAGACAAUGCGAAGCAAAAUUGUAUGCGCGGUGUUUACAAGGACGGUACUUGGUCGGAAACCCCUAAUUAUUGGUACUUUGGCACUAAUGGUCACGCUCGUAUGCUUUCUGCCUUGAUCACAGCCACUGGCUCAGAUCAAGGGCUUAUGGCUAAUAAUAAGAAUUGGUACAAGACUGGCGACUUCCACAUGUAUGUUACUGGUAAUGCAGGCAUGUUCUUCUAUGGUGAUAACGGUCCGAACAAGUUCUCCACAACCGCGAACCAGUUGUUCUUGUUUAGCCAACAGACGGGUAAUCCUGUCUAUGCGCUGUUCCAACGUGACCGCGCUGAUGCUGCUGCUGAUCCACUCAGCAUGUUUUGGUACGACACUUCGUCUAAGGGAGGAUUCUACAAUGGUCUGGCCCUGGACAAGUACUUUGACAACAAGGAGGGUAGCUGGGUGUCCAUGCGCAGCUCGUGGACGGACAUGACUGGCAAUUACAUUGCCAUGAAGUCCUCCAACAUGACUGGUCACCAAACCCACGGAGAUCUUGAUGCUGGCGACUUUGUUAUUGAUGCUUUGGGUGUUCGCUUUGCAGGUGAAUACGGCAGUGAUAACUACUUGUCGAAGAAUUACUUCGCUUCUGAGGAUGAUGGCGCUGAUCGUUGGAAGUAUUUCCGGAAGGGCACACAAGGUCAGAACACUAUUGUCAUUGGACAACAGAACCAAAACGCGAGCUGUCUUCCCACCAACAAGUUUGAAUCAAGCAACGAUGCGCAGAAUGGCGAUUUGAGCUUUACUCCCGGGGAACAGUCGACGGCAUACUUUGUUACAGACAUGAGUCAGUGCUAUGCACAAUCGCCCGCUGGAUCAGUGAAACGAGGCAUUCGUUUCUUGAAAGGACGACGUCAAAUGCUUAUUCAGGACGAAAUCAAGAAGCCUGGUAAGCCUAUUGAAUGGCGUGUGCAAACCAACGCUACAGUCACUCUUUCGAAGGAUAAGAAAACAGCCACGAUGAAGAUUAAGCAAGUCAGGGACCCCAAUGCACCUAAAGACCCUCUCACGGCAAACAUUGAUGAGGUAACAAUGCUUGCCACUAUCACUUCGCCUCAGGAUGCUACAUUUGAUGUUAGACCCGCUUAUGACAAGAGCAAGUCGGCACCGAACUACUACUACGGAGCCGAUGUGAUUCCGCCUCAAGAUAAAGACGAUGCUGGUAAUCCCAUUCAGCCUGAGGUUCUGGAUUAUGAAGCCAGUGUUCUUUCGAUCGCGCUUAGUGGGAACAAUGAUGCCAACAUCCAAGUGUGGUGGCAACCUCAGUAUAGCCAAACGACAGAUGCCGACAAGGCACCGCCGAAGAAUGUGGCAUUGGAUCAGUGGUCGCUAACAAGCCACUAG